Molecule: messenger RNA, 4914 nt
Organism: Ctenopharyngodon idella (grass carp)
Lineage: Eukaryota; Metazoa; Chordata; Actinopteri; Cypriniformes; Xenocyprididae
Product: UDP-glucuronosyltransferase 2A2-like
Exons: 4
Coding region: 270-1865 (531 amino acids)
Molecular function (GO): UDP-glycosyltransferase activity
Source: RefSeq, a predicted model, not a curated record
UGUAAAUCUGUCAUAACACUCAAACCCAACGGGGGAGGUGCCCCAAGCACUUUCAGUAAAAACAGAAAAUAUUAUGUUACUGGCUGAAGGGAAAAAAAAGUGUUUAAGUAAAAAGCUGCAGGACGGAGUUGUUUGGACGUUGUGGAAGUUUUCUUGUGGGUAUCUGACAUCGCGCCUCCGGUGUGUUUGUGACUUUCUUCUGACGCAUGUUGUAGGCUACAUAAAUGAGAGUUUGAAUGCCAUCUAGUUAACACAAAACAGCAGGCGCCAUGAACAGACAGAUUUUUCAGAUAUGUGGUCAAAUCACAUUAACCCUUCUGCUGACGACUAUCCCAGUUGUUCAGAGUGGGAAGGUUCUUGUCUUUCCUGUGGAUGGCAGUCACUGGGUCAACAUGAAUAUUUUGGUUGAAGCACUUCAUGCCAAAGGUCAUAAUGUUACAGUCAUUCGGAUGCCAGACAGCUGGUACAUCAAAGAAUUCUCUCCUCACUACACAUCAAUCACUCUGAAUUCCCCUGGAGGAUUUGAUGAACAAUUCAUUGAAACAUUUGCAUCCAGACUUAUGGAGAUUCUGAGGGAAGGUUCCACAUGGGCUCGUCUGAAGCUGGAGAUAGAGAUGUGGGAAAAUAUUUCAAAGAUGUUUAAAGUAGAAAGUGAGAUGAUAAUCAGCAUGUUUGAAGACCAGCAGCUAAUGCAGUCCUUAAAAGAUGCCAAAUAUGAUUUGAUUCUUACAGAUCCCGUGAAGUUUGGAGGCAUUCUGUUGAGUCAUUAUCUCAAACUGCCCAUUGUCUACAAUGUCCGUUGGACUGUUUACAAUGAGGGUCAUUUUGCAAUAGCUCCUUCUCCACUUUCUUAUGUUCCUUUACCAAUGCUGGAGUUAUCAGACCGCAUGAGCUUUUUGGAAAGAGUGAAGAAUGUUUUGAUGUCCAUCAUAACUGAAACACAAGUUGCUUUUAUGAUUGCUCCAAAUUAUAAUGCACUUUGUGAACGCUUUGUUGGUCCCGGAGUAUCUUUCUUUACCUUAGUUCAGAGUGCUGAUCUGUGGCUCCAUAGAGCUGAUUUUAUUUUUGAAUUCCCACGUCCCACUAUGCCAAACAUCGUCUACAUGGGAGGUUUUCAGUGCAAGCCAUCAAAGCCUCUUCCACAAGAUCUGGAGGACUUUGUUCAGAGCUCUGGAGAGCAUGGUGUCAUCAUCAUGUCUCUGGGCACUCUCAUUGGUCAGCUUCCUGAUGAUGUGGCAGAGGCAAUUGCUGAAGCUUUUGCAGAACUUCCACAGAAGAUCAUCUGGAGGUACAAAGGAAAGAGACCAUCUGCACUAGGGAACAACACCUUAAUGAUGGACUGGAUGCCUCAGAAUGAUCUUCUGGGUCAUCCUAAGACCAGAGCCUUUGUGGCACACGGAGGAACCAAUGGAAUUCAAGAAGCCAUCUACCACGGGGUACCAAUCAUUGGAUUUGGGCUGAUUUUUGACCAGCCUGAUAAUCUUGCAAAGAUGAGAGUAAAGGGUGUAGCCAAGACUGUAGACUUCGCCACAGUGGAUAAGGACUCCUUCCUUAAAACUGUCAGAGAGGUCAUUUAUGAGCCCUCUUAUCGGGAGAACAUGCAGAGGCUCUCAAGGCUUCACAAGGACGUCCCAGUGAAGCCUCUGGACAACGCCAUCUUCUGGAUUGAGUUUGUUAUGAGGCACAAAGGUGCCGCUCACUUGCGCACAGAGUCUUACAAAAUGCCCUGGUACUCUUAUCACUCUGUUGAUGUCAUACUGUUCCUGCUUUCUGCUGUGGCACUCAUAAUCAUGACCAUAUAUGCAGUUAUCAGAUAUUUCUGUUGUAGAAUAUGCAUGAGAAAGACAAAAAGCAAAAGAGAAUGAUUUUUAAUUAAAUUGACACAAUGUGUGUAUUCUAUUUAGGAUUAGAAUCUCUGUAGCUGUAUCUGUUCCUGUUAGACUAUAUUCAAACCUGUUUUUAGUCAAUAAACGGGUCAAUCUCUUAAAGGGUCAGUUCACCCAAAAAUGAAAAUUCGUCAUCAUUUACUCACCCUUAUGUCGUUCCAAACCUGUAAGACUUUCGUUCAUCUUCGAAACACAAAUGAAGAUAUUUUUUAAUGAAAUCUGAGCAAUUUCUGUCCUUUCUGUUCUCCAUAGACAGCUACGCAACUACCACUUUGACGCUUCAAAAAGUUCAUAAAGAGAUUGUAAAACUAAUCCAUAUGAAUUGAGCGGUUUCCAAAUUUUCUGAAGAGACACAUUCGCUUUAUAUGCUGAACAGAUUGAAUUUAGGCUUUUAUUCACUUGUAAACAUUGAUCAACUCACACAUCAGUUGUGGUAAGCGGGAGAUCAAGCACGUUUGAGCUUCAGCAAGAGGUUUGUUCUCGCACGUUAUUCAGGUUCGGUUGAGCUUCUGUUUAUGUUCGGUGAUCAAUGAUUACAUGUGAAAUAAAGCCCAAAUUCAAUCUGUUCAUCAUAUAAAGUGAUCGUGUCUCUUCAGAAAAUUUGGACUAAACCGCUCAAUUCAUAUGGAUUAGUUUUACGAUCUCUUUAUGAACUUUUUGAAGUGUCAAAGUAGUAGUCGCAUAGCUGUCUAUGGAGGGACAGAAACCUCUCAGAUUUCAUUACAAAAAUCUUCAUUUGUUUUCCAAAGAUGAACUAAAGUCUUACGGGUAGGGCCGUGACGAUAACCGCAUUACCGCAAUACCGCAGUAAUGAGAUGCCUACCGCGGUGUUGAGGCCAUCACCGUCAUCACCGCACGUUUCUAUGGUAACCAAGAGCUCCUGCACUCAUCAGAUUUAUGCGGCUGCAGCUUGUUUGUGGUAAUGGCGAAAAGAAUGAUUUGUUGAACAUCCGUGAAAAUUUUAAAGUAUGUAAAAUAGUGACUGGACUUAAACGUAUCCUUUUAUUAAAACUGAAGCUCUGCUUUGCCAAGAGACAUUUCGAAACAUUUCACCGGUUACUUUCGCUUUUGCUGCGAAACUGUCUUAAUUUAUUCCAUUAUUUCUCUUGUGGCCCGUAAAUAUAGUGAAACAAAUGAGAAGAAUAGUAUUUCAUGUUAAACAGGUUGUUUUUUUAAAGUCGGUGCUUGAAGUAAAGCUGCUCUUAAUUUUCAUUGAUGACUGCAGUGUUAGGAAAUAUUAUACACUGUUAAUAAUUUUAAUUAUAGGCCUAUAAUUCAUUGUAUAAUAGACCUAAAAAAUGUUUAGGCUAUUAGCUCCUCUUAGAAAAUAUGUAAUCUUUUAUUAUCCUCACAGCACGUCAGUUAUGCGGUGAUGCGCUAUGAAAUUAUUGCAGGGCAAAUUUAUUAUAAUAUUAAGCGGUUAACCGCCAAACCGCGUGAUUUGUUGCUUAUUCACCGCGGUAAGAAAAAAUCUCAUACCGUCACAGCCAUACUUACGGGUUUUGGAACAACAUGAGGGUGAGUAAAUGAUGACAGAAUUUUCAUUUAUAUGGUGAUUGAUACAUUUUGAUUAAUUCUAAUCAUUAUAUUUUUAUGCAGUACACUAUAAUCUUUACUCUCUAUGUACAAAUCUUGUACAAACAUAUCUGUCAUUUAUUGUAUACAGUAUAUCACAGCAUUCAGUGGUCAGAUAUUUCCUAAUAUUCACCAUCUUGCGUCUCAGUUAUUGACUGUAGUGAUACUGACCUCAGAGGUUUUCACUGUUAAUAUUACUCUAAUGUAGUAGCGUUCUUCUCUGCUACUGAUCACCCUGUCAUCAUUUAUUUUGUAAUAAAAAACAGCUGAACGUAUAGUAAUCCUUAUUUACAUUAUAUAUGGAGCCCCUAAAGGGACAUGGUGGUGGGAAAAUAUAUGAGACAGGAGGAAAAAAUAUAUUUCAAAACUUUUUGCGUUCCUCCGAGAAACUGCAUUCUGUCGCAAAGAACUUAAAAGCUUUACGAGGGAACACAAAGUUUCUCGGGGGAACGCAAAACAUUUGGGAGAGAAUGCAAAAGCAUUGACACAUUUUCUUUUUUUAAUAUAUAUUUUAAAAUGUAAUUUAUUCCUGUGAUGGCAAAGCUGAAUUUUCAGCAUCAUUACUCCAGUCUUCAGUGUCACAUGAUCCUUCAGAAAUCAUUCUAAUAUGCUGAUUUGCUGCUCAAGAAACAUUUCUUAUUAUUAUCAAUAUUGAAAACAGUUGUGCUGCUUAAUAUGUUUUUGUGGAAACCAUGAUAUAUUUUUCAGGGUUAUUUGAUGAAUAGAAAGUUUAAAAGAACAGCACUUAUUUGAAAUAGGAAUCUUUGUAACAUAAUACAUUUCUUUACUGUCACUUUGCUGAAUAAAAGUAUUAAUUUCUUUAAAUAGUACUGACCCCAGAUGCUUGAACUGUAAUUUAUAGGUUCCAAUUAUAGUGCAGUGGAUUAAUUAAUAGUAUAUUGUUCAUUAAAUUGGGUGACCAGAAGAGCACAGUGCCUGUUGUCCCUUUCACAUUAUGUUGUGAGAGCAGAGUAGAAAGAAAAGGCCAAGUACCCAUAAUCCAGCACUUGAUAGAACAAAAAAGAGCUCUUGUCAAAAGAGUUCUUAUUAUAUCAGUGUCACAUUAAAAUUUCUAAGCAUUAAAGUGGUUUACUAAAGGAUGAAAACAGAGCAUGACAGGAAAUUUACACUCCAGUCUAUCAAAGUAACGGAUCAGGAUUAUUUGUAGUGCAAACUCUGUCUUGGCCAGAUCUAUGGUGCAUUUAGCAGUCUUAUAAACAGACACGAUUGCAGCAAAAAUGUCUCCCAAAGUUGUUAUUGAUGCAUUGUGUUUUUUUUGUUUGUUUGUUUUUGACCUACCUGGACUUAAUAUUGUGCGAAAUUGUUAACAUUCUAAUAUCUAAAUAGUUUUAUGGCUUUCAUUUUUUUGUUGCAACUUGUUUAAUUAGAUCACAUGACUGUGACUUUAGUUUUUCUACUAUUAGUCUCAUUGUAAUAAAUUUACUGAAUGCAA